AUUGAACUGAGGUCUCCAUGAAAAAGCAGAGACCUACGUGCAGUAAUUGUUUGUUUAGUGAACGAAAAAAAAAUGAUCAAAAGUGCUAGAUAUCAAAAGUUUAUUGGACAUACAAUGUUCAAUACGGGUCAAUAGGUUACUGGACAUUAACUUUGGAUAUAAAUACUUUUCUGAGUGGCGUACGUAAUUUGUAUUUGGAAUUGUAACGUGCAGUAUAGCGAUGCUGGGUUGGCUCUACGCUGUAGUAUUGUUCACACUGUUCAGUUCUGAAUUAAUAGAGUGAAAAUUUAAACCGCGAACAACCGAUAAGGAUUUGAGUAAUUCACCACAUACCAUUGAAGGUGAACACAGUGCAGCAUAUGAUCAUGAUGCAUUUUUGGGAAGAGACGAGGCCAAGCGAUUCGAUGAUCUAACACCAGAAGAAAGCAAACAAAAAUUGGGUGAGAUUGUGGACAAAAUUGAUUUAAAUAAUGAUGGUCAAAUCACGUCCGAAGAAAUGACUGUAUGGAUUAACAAAGUAUCCAGAAAAAUGCUCCUUGAUGAUGUUGAUCGCGCUUGGAAAGAUUUUGAAUUGCUAGACGAAGACAAGUUGUCUUGGGAGAAACAUGUUGACGAGCUGUUUGGUGAAGACGGAGAUUUAGAGGAUGAAGAUGAUGAAACAAAGAAAGCCUAUUCUGAAAAAGACAAGAGGCGUUGGAUGGUUGCCGAUGCAGAUGGAGAUGGAAAGCUAUCAAAAAUAGAAUACUUAUCAUUCCUUCAUCCAGAGCAUGAACCAAAAAUGCGAGAUGUCGUUAUAAAGGAAACAAUGGAAGAAAUUGACAAGAAUAAUGAUAGCUUCGUUGAUCUUGAUGAAUAUAUCAAAGAUCUGUGGUCUCCGAAUUCACCUAAUGAAACGGAGCCUGAAUGGGUUAAAACUGAAAGAGAGGAAUUCGCCAAACGACGCGAUAUUAAUGGGGAUGGAAAACUGGAUCUGGAUGAGGUUGGCAAAUGGAUUGUACCUGAAGAUUAUAAUCAUGUCCAAGCAGAAGUAACCCAUUUAUUCUCAGAAUCAGAUGCAGAUCAGGUAGAGCUUAUGUUGAUUAUUGUGUCUUCGUAAAUUUGAUCAGUGUCCUUAUAAUACUUGUCAGUUCGCCAUUGUAGGUUUUUGUUGCUAUUUUAAUCAAGAGACUUAAAAGGUAAGAUGGCUCUUAGUUGUUUUCCAUGCUAAUGAUAACCUUGUAUUAUCCAACCAAAAAAGUAGUUGAAUACUGAACUAUGAAAAUUUCCGGGACUAGAGAAGUAUUUUCAUUCGGAUAAGAUAAAUAGCGUGUUAUCAUUUUGGAAAAGCCUCUUUUUGUACUAAUGUCAACAAUUCGUACAAUUAUGACCAUUCCCGUCAUUUACAAUGGUUACCAAAUAUCAUUUUGUGUAUGGGAUGCAUAUUGAUCCAAUUUGUUCUCGGUAGAAACGAAUUUUGCCCCCAAACGCCCUGGUACGGCCGAGAGUGGGGAGAGUCCACUCUCCCUCUCGAAAUGCUCUCACAUGGCCAUGCGUAUAUAGCCUCUGCCAGGGAAGUCCUAGUCACUGCCUUCUCGUGGCGGGGGUGUUGUUUACGAAAAUGAGAGAACGAAAAGCGAAUGUCCGGCGCUUUAACCGGAUCCCAAACCAAUGGUGCACAUGGGCUCCAGUAUCCUGAAGGAACAAAUGGCGUAUGAAUCAAUCGUUGGUCACCGGCUACCAUGGGACUGCAUCUCCUUACGAUGCUCCACUGCCUUGUGGGUCAGACGUUCAGGUCGAAGGCUCGGGGUGUGGCCCCCUAAGAAAACUACCUGAUUCGGUUUGGGCACCCAGGCAGUAUCACAGCCCUCAUACAUAUCAAAUGAGAUCUAUGUGGCACAUAUGUAUUUGGCACCUCUUUGUACCAAUAUCUGUGUUAAAAUAAAUAAAUAAAUAGAAACGAAUUUUACUCGCUUUUAUUUCGUCAAAUAUGUAUCUCGUAUUUUUUAAAAUUUCUGUUAAUACUAUUUAGGAUGGAAAACUCAGCAAAAACGAAAUAUUAAAUCGUUACGACUUAUUUGUUGGUAGUCAGGCAACCAAUUUUGGGGAAAUCCUAAUUGGUCAUGAUGAACUAUAACAAUGUAAAAUCUGUCAAUGAAGUAAUCCGACAACCGACUGUCUGUUAAAUAUCCUAAGGAUGUUUUUCUUCUAAGUCUAACAAACUUUUUCUUGGUUCAUAGUUUCCAUCAGUUACUAUACGUUAUUACCUCUAUCGCAUAUGUUCUUGUUAAUCAACACUUAAUCUUUCAAGUGUGUCAAUAAAAUUUGUUGGAGAUCGUACAUUUUACAAGUGCCUAUUCUAGCGCUUAUUUUAUUUUUAUCUUACAAACAAUUUCGUCUAUAUUUUAUUCUCUUGAGCUAUUCGUUUAUUUUAUGUUUUAUACUUUUUAAUCGUUUAUUUGUAUAUGAAUCAAAAUAGUUUAUUUGCUAGCUUCAUUUUUAGUGGAUCUCUUUUGUGCGCAUGCUUGUCAUUAAUAUAUUUUGUAAUGUAUAAAAAUAUAUUGUUGCUUUACA
Messenger RNA from Schistosoma spindalis, 2550 nucleotides. Lineage: Eukaryota; Metazoa; Platyhelminthes; Trematoda; Strigeidida; Schistosomatidae. The record is from the annotation of a GenBank genome assembly.